Molecule: messenger RNA, 4835 nt
Organism: Asterias rubens (European starfish)
Lineage: Eukaryota; Metazoa; Echinodermata; Asteroidea; Forcipulatida; Asteriidae
Product: ceramide kinase-like protein
Exons: 12
Coding region: 1541-3445 (634 amino acids)
Molecular function (GO): kinase activity
Source: RefSeq, a predicted model, not a curated record
CACGGAGUUAACGAUCACAGUGACUCAGUUAAUUUGAGCGUGUCUAGAGGGGAAGGUUGAUGCAGACAACUGGCUGGUGUAUUGACAGUCGGAGGGGGAACAACCUAUGACUGUAUUCUACACAUCAACAUGAGAUGCUUUCGUCAUGUGUAUUCAUUUUGUUUUUCGUGAAUGAUCGAGACCUGCCCUCUGGGGGAAAUGUGACUCCGAUGAUAAAAUGAUGUUUAUGGAUGUGUUUCUGCAGGGCGAAUCUAACUGCUGUGUUUAGAAUAAUAUUAACGUCACUGCAAUGAUUGAGUUUUCGAUAAGGGGCCAACCUUCACCUUUUGGAGAAACUAGCCAUAUUUUUAUUUAAAGUGAAAGCUGUUUUAAAAAUAAAUCGAGAUAAGAAAGCGGGAUCUGCUGUGGAGCUAGCUAGAGGCGCUGAUUUUGAAGAGUAUUGACGAAGGAAGUGGAGUCGAGAAAGUUGAGUCGGCUGGCAAAGAAAGGUGUCAACGACAGUCAAGGGAGGUGUAGGGGUGUGGAGUGUUGCGAGUAAAAACAUAGAAAGGGCGUCAAAGAGAGACACUUUAGAACCGGGGCCGACAGUAACGCGUUUUGAUCAACACAAACGCCGAAACUGAUCGCCAAAUACACAAUCUAUCGCUAUUAUUGAUGGAUUUUGGAUAACAAUUAAAACUAUGUGACGAAUUUACUCAUCGAAAAAAAAAAAGACGGCUUAUUUAAUACAAACUGAAAGACGACUAAAAGCAAAUAAGGAGAGACGAAAGUGCAGUAUUUCAAAAGAGAAAGCCUUGAGUUCCCUGAAAGUGUCGGCCAAUAUUGUGUCGAACAAGGAUUCCGAAAGUUUGAAACAUAGUCUACAGAAAGAAGAAGAGAGAGAGGGGGAGGGAAACACGAAAGCUCUCGACAUAAAGGCAUCGUAAAGAAGAUCGUCACUUUAAAGGAUAAAUAGUUUUAACCAUCCUGUGUCGACGAAGAGCUUCGUCAAAUAGAGCGUCGAAGAUAUUUAAGAAACUAUUAGUGAGCAGUCGACAAAAAUGCAUCGUGUAGUUUAAAAGAGCGCCACUAUAGAAGGAACCACAAUUUUUUCCAAAAACUAUCAUCAUCUUGUGUCGAAGGAGGAGGGGUUCGUCAAACCAAGCGUCGAAUAUACUCUUUAAAAAACAAAGAGAGAGCUGUCGACGGAAAAGCAUCGUGAAUGAAGGAUUUGAGUAAAGAGCGUCAUUAAAGGAACCGCAAAUUGUUUUUUGUUUUUGUAAGUAAUUACCUCGUAAUUUUGUGUCGAAGGAGUAGGGUUUCGUCAAACUGAGUGUCGAAGAUAUUCUUUAAAAACAAUUAUUCAUUAACGAAACAUAAUGUUUGUCCAAGAUUAAUAUAUACUCAAUCAUCUUGUGUCGAAGGAGGGCUUCGUCUAUAACCGAGUGUCGAAGAAACAAGCAAAGAGCUGUCGACAGAAAGGUGUUGUUAGGGACGUAAGUGAAUCACAGCCAUUCACGGCACCCAGGGACAUCCUGAAGGCUUUGGGAUUCACAACUUCAUGGCCAAAGCAGCCUGGACAUCUAACCGCGCUGUCCCUACCAUGGCUCUGAAAGACUUCCCCUCCUCGCAGAAGAGGAAAGUUGCCUUUAGACUCGACCACCAGGAGGAGGAACACCCGGGUCCGACCACGCCCCUCAAGCUACCAUUGAGGGGGAUAUUCGACAUUGGGAGUAAACAUUAUGACGUCACGCUGGAGAAGGACAGGAUCAGUUGGAGUCUUAUACAGCCGGCGAGACACGAUGGGCAAAUUGGAAGCAGAGGCGCCUCGGUCUCCAUGCACGACGUGUACGCCGUCAAGAUCAAGAGGGUGCAAAAACCGGGCAAGAACCGGGGAUAUCCGAAGGGCGUGACCCUGUCCGUAGCCACGCCCUGCAAGAAGGAUCCGAACAUACUGACAGAGGACUGCGUCACACUGCGGUCGACCAAUGAGGAGAACUGUCAGACGUGGUGCAGCGCUAUCGACUCCGUGUUGAAAGGGUUUCCAGAACGACCAAGGCGCCUACGUGUGUUUGUUAAUGGUUGGCUAAACGAUGGUGCCGCAACACGCGUCUUCUACUCUAAGGUGGUACCGGUCUUCCAGGCGGCAGGAACCAGACUUGACGUCAUAGUUACAUCAAGAGAGGGCAGUGCCCACCAGAUUCUUCAAACCGUUGAUUUAGACAGUUACGAUGGGGUUGUUUGUGUGGGCGGUGAGGACACAGUGAACGAGGUGGUACAUGGUCUCUUGGAGAGGACUCAGGUGGAUUCGGACCUUGUGGACAUUGAUCCGGAUACUAAGCUUACUAAGUGUGACAUACCGCUUGGUAUCGUCCCAGUUGGAAUGUUUAACACCGUUGCUCAUUCGUCGCAGGGUACCAGCGAUGCAUUCACAGCAGCUCUCAACAUCGUUCUUGGUCACCGACACCCAUUGGACGUGAGUGCAAUCUUCCACAACCGAGCUUUUAUUCGGUUUGGUUUUUCCCUGAUGUACGGCUUCGGUGGCGACUGUCUCCGGAGGGCUGAGAGGAGAAGAACCAAGGGCGUGGUCGGGUCAAGAGCAGCAGAGUACGCAACAGUCAGAAGUGUCUUCAAAUUGAGACCGUAUCGUUGUUCUGUUGAGUAUCUACCGUCCGAGUCAAGCCUGGUGAUAACCGACAGAUUGCCUUGUAGAACGGGGUGUGCGACAUGCAAGACCGAGCACCCGAAGGAUAGGACACAGGGUGAAGACCCCCCCGGGGAACCAGGAGCGAAAGACGGCACUAGCGAAGUGCCCGAAGUCGGUGGUGGUGGAGGGACCGGACACGGCAGAAAUGGGAGAGCUAAUGGGAAGUGUGUUCGUGUUGUAGAGGGCAGUAGUGAAGAGCAGCCGGAUAGGGGAACGACAGACUCUCACAUACCUGACGGUGAAUGGAUCAGCCUGACGGGUAACUUUCUUAGCAUCAGUGCGUUGACCCUUCCUAACCUCUGCAGCUGGUGCCCCCGUGGCCUUUCACCUUUGACCCACCUAGCGGAUGGUCGGCUUGACCUGGUGCUGGUACGGGACACGGCCAGGGGGGAGUUUGUGCAGCAUCUAAGGCGGCACGCAACCACCAAAGACCAGUUCGACUUCCCAUUCGUAUCCGUCCACUGCGCAAGAGCCGUGCGCAUCCUCCCCCUGGGCUGGGAUGACAAACCAUGUACGUCACUCACCGAAGACAGUCAGAGUGACGUAGGAGAUUUCAACAGCGAAGAAGCCUCUCUCAAAACAGACAUUGGGGGCGCUGUAACGGCAACCACGAAGAAGGAGUUCUCCAUGUGGAACGUCGACAUGGAACUCAUGGCACCCGUUGCCAUGGAGAUGAGGGUACACAACCAACUGCUGACUCUAUUCGCAUCAGGCAUUCAAGAAGCGGAACCUGCGCAUGUCAGCUGCGGAUGCCUCUGACGUCACAAGGCUCUGCGUCCGUUGACCGCCAUUAACAAAAAACAAAGCCAAGAUCAACAGACCUUGGGUCACUACCGGCUUAUAAUUAUUACUUCCGGUACAUAUUGCAUUCGUUACUGGAACCAGUACCAAGGAACCAACUCGUCCGAAACCAACUCGUCCAGAACCAACUCGACUCUCGUUGGAUGACUUCCCUGAUGGGUUGAACAAGCCACAUCAACCCCUUGCCAUUGUUUAAUAAAGUCCGUCUUCCUAUUUUUCUAUGACACGUUAUAAUGAAAUGAAACCACUAACUUGGUUCAUCAACACCUUGACUUGUGGACAACUCGUUAAAAUGUCUGUCGUGGUGAUACCGAGACGGCUCUCUCGCAAUUAUCUCACAAGAGGGCUGCUCUCUGCACGAGAGGGCUGCUCUCUGCGCGAGAGACUAUUGCUGAGAGCUAGAGCAGUAUGUCUCCUCACUCAGAUAUCAGCCCUCUCGUGAGAUAGUUUGGCGAGAGCCGUUUCGCCAUCACCGCGGCAGACAUUUUAACGACUUGUCCACAAGCCUAAUCAGCAGCCAAAGGUGAAUGCCACAAGGCAACAGAGAGAUUGGCCCUGAAACAUGAGAAGUUCUUCCGAAAUACAAGUGUUACUGGCUAUUCAUGAGCUACUUCUAUAUACAGUGACUAGAGUUGUUCGGGCUUCAAGUAUUAAGAGUAUUAUUUUAGUGGACGCUAUAGGUAGCAGCAGACAUGCGUUAAGACAUGUCAAUGUUCUGUAUGCACGAGCAAGAUCACCACGUAGAGUGUGAUAGAGUGUUGAGGGUGCACUUAACACAAUCAACCACUAGAGGGCUCCCUUUGUAAUAAAUGCGACUGUUACUAAAAGAUUAUCAUUGGUGUGAAUACCAUCUUUGAGGAAACCUGGUGCAGUUCCACCACUAGAGGGCUGUCACCACAGGAGCAACACAAUCUCCACGCGACAACUCGUCUUGCAGACACGUAGCAUUAGACUAUAAUGCUUAACUGCACUUUCACUUUAUAGUUUUAGUUAAACAUUUUGAUAAACAUACUUUGAACAAAAUGUAACUACUUUAUCUUAUAAUUUAGUGUAAAAUACGAAAAAACGCUACGGUGAAGUUAUCUUGAGUGAACACAAACUCAAAACUACGGGAACAAUGAACUAUUAUCUAGCCAACGUCCCUAAAUUCCCGAUUGUGGAACUACCAAAAACACCAAUCAUUCCAUUAAUACAACGUGGUAAUAAACAACAACUGAUCUAAUCAUGUAGCUAUAGACAGAGUGAUCACAUGGUGUUUAUUUCAAAAUCCAAGUUUCAUUACUUCAUGUUCUCCUUUAUGCUCACAACAGCUUCAUGAAAUUGGGGCCCAUCAAUUCAAUUCAAUCCA